Messenger RNA from Rattus norvegicus (Norway rat), 1142 nucleotides. RefSeq names its product IFI30, lysosomal thiol reductase (gene Ifi30). NCBI's taxonomy places the organism in Eukaryota, Metazoa, Chordata, Mammalia, Rodentia, Muridae. Gene Ontology annotation, cellular component: extracellular region; lysosome. Gene Ontology annotation, biological process: antigen processing and presentation of exogenous peptide antigen via MHC class I. The transcript has 7 exons. The record is from RefSeq and is marked validated. Gene Ontology annotation, molecular function: oxidoreductase activity, acting on a sulfur group of donors, disulfide as acceptor. The coding region runs from base 196 to 942 and encodes 248 amino acids.
CUGCGGAGAACACAAGGCUAGACAGAGUCCUGUGGCCUCGUGAUUUGGGGCUAGCACCUGGCUGGAGCGGAGCCUUGAGGAAAGGGGGCCCAGAGUUAGGAGGAACCUGUGUGGGCGUGGUCUCAGUGGGUGGAGCAUCCACUUGCUUAAAGUCUCCCGCCUCCCCGGCCUGGCCAAGCUUUUUUCUCCUCAGCCAUGUCCUGUUCUCCGCUCGUACCAUUCUUGUCCCUUUUGCUUCUGCUGUUCCUACCCGAGGUUCCCAGAGCAGCCACUGCGUCCCUGCCGCAAGGAUCCUCCGAGGGCGCAGCCACCUGCAAGGCCCACGACCUGUGCCUCUUCGGGCCACGCCGGUUGCUCUCUGCACCACCUGUCAAUGUCAGCCUCUAUUAUGAGUCCCUGUGUGGAGCUUGUCGCUACUUCCUCGUCCGAAAUUUGUUCCCAACCUGGCUGAUGGUUAUGGAAAUCAUGAACAUCACUCUGGUGCCCUACGGGAACGCACAGGAGAGAAAUGUCAGCGGUACAUGGGAGUUCACGUGCCAGCACGGGGAGCUGGAGUGUAAACUGAACAAGGUGGAGGCCUGUCUGCUGGACAAGCUGGAAAAGGAGGCGGCAUUCCUAACCAUCGUCUGUAUGGAGGAGAUGGAGGACAUGGAGAAGAAACUGGGCCCGUGCCUGCAGCUGUAUGUUCCAGAGGUGUCACCAGAAAGCAUCAUGGAGUGUGCCACCGGAAAACGAGGCACAGAGCUGAUGCAUGAGAACGCCCAGCUCACAGAUGCCCUACAGCCACCCCAUGAGUAUGUGCCCUGGGUCCUGGUCAACGAGAAACCGUUGACGGACCCCAGCCAGCUCCUGAGCUCCGUUUGUGAGCUGUACCAGGGGACAGAGAAGCCAGACAUCUGCUCCUCCAUGGCUGAUGCCCCCAGGGAGGUCUGCUAUAAGUGAAGGUCAUUGUCCCAAGAAAAACUACUCAGCUUGAAGUGGAGGAGUCUGCCAGAGCUGCUGACCAGCCAUGGAGUCCUGCACGUGUCCCACAAAACCCAGAUGCAAAACUCGGAGUCAAGAAUCUUGCCUUAUUUUCAAAUGGUGCUAAAUUCAAAUCCACACAAUACAUCAUCCACAUUGCUGUGAUUCCCUUUUCCUGA